Notothenia coriiceps (black rockcod) is the source of this 643-nucleotide messenger RNA. RefSeq names its product gastrula zinc finger protein XlCGF49.1-like. The record is from RefSeq and is a predicted model, not a curated record. The transcript has a single exon. The annotation marks the transcript as partial. Gene Ontology annotation, biological process: regulation of gene expression. Gene Ontology annotation, cellular component: nucleus. NCBI's taxonomy places the organism in Eukaryota, Metazoa, Chordata, Actinopteri, Perciformes, Nototheniidae.
AAAACUUUCACUCAAUCAGGUGCUCUCCAAUCACAUAAACGUAUUCACAUGGGAGAAAAACCUUACAGCUGUGAAGAGUGUGGGAAAACUUUCACACAAUCAAGUCAUCUCCAAUCACAUCACCGUAUUCACACGGGAGAAAAACCUUACAGCUGUGAAGAGUGUGGGAAAACUUUCACUACAUCAGAUGCUCACAAAACACAUCACCGUGUUCACACUGGAGAAAAACCUUACAGCUGUGAAGAGUGUGGGAAAACUUUCUCUAGAUUAAAUGCUCUCAAAGCACAUCGCCUUAUUCACACUGGAGAAAGACCUCACAGCUGUGAAGAGUGUGGGAAAACUUUCACUACAUUAGGUGUUCUAGAAUCACAUCGCCGUAUUCAUACCGGAGAAAAACCUUACAGCUGUGAAGAGUGUGGGACAAGUUUCACUACAUCAGGUAAUCUCAAAUCACAUCGCCGUAUUCACACUGGAGAAAAACCGUACUGGUGUGAAGAGUGUGGGAAAACUUACGCUAGAGCAGAUGCUCUCAAAAACAUCUUCGUGCUCACACAGGAGAAAAACCAUAGUGGUUUUAUGAGUGUAGGGCCCUGGUUUAAGCUUAUUUAGUUGUUUUUUUACAGUAAACAACUCCCAUCUAUUG